Capsella rubella is the source of this 2998-nucleotide messenger RNA. RefSeq lists its product as uncharacterized. The record is from RefSeq and is a predicted model, not a curated record. NCBI's taxonomy places the organism in Eukaryota, Viridiplantae, Streptophyta, Magnoliopsida, Brassicales, Brassicaceae. Gene Ontology annotation, molecular function: nucleic acid binding; zinc ion binding. The transcript has 9 exons. Bases 1 to 2904 code for a protein of 967 amino acids.
AUGUACCCGCACGUAUGUGCGAUAUUGAUUCCAAAACCUAAGUUUAUCAUAAAUUUCUCCUUUCUCUUCUCCUUUCUCUUCAUCUUCACCGUCGUCUCUCGCCGUCGUCGUCCCUCGCCGUCGUCGUCCCUCGCCGUCGUCUUCUCUCGCCGUCGUCUUCUCUCGCCGUCGUCUUCUCUCGCCGUCGUCUUCUCGGCAUCGGCGUCGUCUCUUCUCGGCGUCGCCGUCGUCUUCUCUCGCCGUCGUCUUCUCUCGCCGUCGUCUCUUCUCGGCAUCGGCGUCGCCGUCGUCUCUUCGAUCGAUCGACGUCGUCUCUUCUCUCUAUCGCCUUCGUUUCUUAAUUACAUAUUUCCUGGACUUAGUUUAGAGAUGCUUGAACUGUAUUCAGUUUGUGGAGUAUGGAAGUUGAAGCAUAAUAUUAAAUGGGAAUUUGAAAUUGAUGAUGAGAGGGGAGUUUCUCUAAUUAGUAUUGAUGAGGGAACUAGUUUUAGUGAUUUGGUCAAAAUUCUAUACGAAGAUUUUGCAAUUGAUAAUCAGAAACACUCUCUAAAGCUUAGUUUGCAGUUGCCUUCUAUGACUGCAACACUAGGUAGUCAUCCAAUUUUUAUUAGAAAUGAUAGGCAACUGGCAACUUUUAUGAGAAUUUCUGCACAAACACAAAGUAUUCAUUUAUGUGUUACUGUAGAGGAUAACUGUGUCAUAGUUGAGCAGGAUCAAACUAGCUCAUAUCAGUUUGUUGCAAGCGAUUUAUCUUCUGCUUCUCAUUCUCAGGUUCCGACUAUGCCUAAUCCUCAUGCUGCUACUUCUGGUCUUUUUACUUCCACUGAGGUACCUAGAACGUCUACAAUCAUUAAUCAGCAGCCAGUUAUAUGUAACCAAACAACUUCUUUUGGGGCUAUUGAUGUUUCUUGUCCAAAUCGUACUCAUGAUCAAACUAGCUCAUAUCAGUUUGUUGCAAGCGAUGUAUCUUCUGCUUCUCAUUCUCAGUUUCAGGUUCCGACAAUGCCUAAUCCUUUUGCUGCUACUGCUGGUCUUUUUACUUCCGCUGAGGAACCAAGAACGUCUACUAUCAUUAAUCAGCAGCCGGUGAUACGUAACCAAACAACUUCUUUUUGGGCUACUGAUGUUUCUUGUCCAAAUCGUACUCAGGUUCAGACAAUGCCCAAUCCUCCUGCUCUACUUGAUGUUGGUUCUUUGUUUUGCGGAAAGUUAUUCAAAAGCAAAAAAGAAAUGACUACUCAGCUGCGGAUGUAUGCGCUGAAAAACAGUUUUGAGUUUCAGACUAAGAAGUCGGACAACAAGAGAUAUGUUCUGAAUUGCAUUGAUGAAAACUGCAAUUGGAAGUUACGUGCUAUUAGAGUUAAAGGAUCAGAUGGUUUUAUCAUUCGAAAAUAUAUCAGUUUGCAUAGUUGUGACUCUACAUUAAGGAAUGUAAAUCAUCGUCAAGCAGAUGCAAAGACAUUGGGUGGAAUGGUUAGCAACCAUUUUCAAGGAGGAAAGCUUCCACUCAGACCCAAGCAACUAAUAGAAAUCUUCAGAAAGGAUCAUGGAGUUGGGGUGUCGUACUCAAAAGCAUGGAGAGCUCAAGAACAUGCAACAGAAGUUGCUAGGGGUUUACCUUCUGAUUCUUUUGAGGUUCUUCCUAAGUGGUUCCACAUGGUAGCAAUGAAGAAUCCAGGCACUGUCACUUUUAUCGAAGUAGAUUCUGCUAAUAAGUUUAAGUAUGCUUUUCUCGCCUUUGGUGCAUCUAUUCGAGGUUUUAAGUUGAUGAGGAAAGUCAUUUCUAUCGAUGGCGCCCAUUUGAAAUCAAAGUUUAAAGGGACUUUGCUUGCUGCUUCUGCUCAAGAUGGGAAUUUUAAUCUAUAUCCUAUUGCUUUUGCUGUUGUAGAUUCAGAGAAUGACGCAUCUUGGAACUGGUUUUUGCGUUGUUUGAAGACCUUUAUUCCAGACGAAAAUGAUCUGGUUUUUGUAUCAGAUCGCGCAGCUUCAAUUGAAUCUGCUCUUGCAGCAAAUUACCCCCAAGCUCAUCAUGCACUCUGCACUUUUCACUUGCAGAAAAACCUUGAAACAAACUUCAAAGGUUCUACACUUAUUCCUGUUUUUUACGACGCUUCACGGGCCUACACUACACAGCUGUUUGAGUACCUCUUUGCUCAAAUAUCCGUAGCCGAUGAAAAAUUGGGGGCAUACCUUUGGCAAGUAGAUGUUCGGAAAUGGGCUCGUGCAAUGUCGCCUUCAAAUAGGUACAAUAUCAUGACAUCAAACUUGGCUGAGUCUGUGAAUUCUUUGUUGAAAGAGACACGUGAGUACCCAAUUGUAUGCUUGUUUGAUACAAUCCGCUCUAUUAUGACAAGAUGGUUCCAUGAACGACGAGAAGAGAGCUGUCGACAUCCGUAUGCAGUUACUUCAAACGUGUCACAGAUUAUGAAUUCUUCGUAUAAUGAUUCUUCCCGCUGGCUUGAAGUCUGUCCAGUAAAUCAAAAUAUAUUUGAGGUUAAAGGAGGUGAACAAUUGCAUGUGGUGAAUUUGGAUGCUAGAAGUUGCACAUGUCGUGUGUUUGAUAUCGACAGGUUCCCCUGCGCACACGCAAUCGCUGCUGCAAAACAUGUUAAUCUCAACGAAAACAUGUUUGUUGAUGAUUUUUAUUCCACUGAUAGAUGGCGUUUAUCAUAUUCGGAAAGCAUUUACCCAGUAGGUGAUAUGACGUAUUGGGAGAUUCCAGAGACUAUUUCUAAUUUCGUCAGCCGGCCACCUUCAACUCGUAUACCUAGUGGCAGGCGGAAGAAAAAGAGAAUACGUUGUUCAUGGGAGCAUGGAAGGUCUACGACCAAAAAAAAGGCAUACAAAUGCAGCAGGUGUGGCCAGUCUGGACACAACAAAUCCAGUUGUGUAGCUGCUAUCUAAUUCCUUAUUUAAUUCAUCUUGAAUUUGUUAUUCUUUAGACAAUGUUUUACAAAAGUUAUUAUCAUAUUUUAUGAUUAUCAUUUUUUAUAAGGUU